UUAAAUUUUCGCCGUAGCGAUAAAACAAAAUAAAACAGAAAGUCAGGCUUACCCUUCACAAAUGUGUUCAUUUUAGCAAAAGAGUUGGGGGAGGAAGGAGAAGGCCAACCAAUCCAUGGGGCUUCUCUCGUUCCGUCUCCUUAUCAUCUUUUUCCUCUCAGUUAUAAUUGCAAGAGCUCCAUUGGGAGACGCAUGGGGGAAAGAAGGGCACAUCAUGGCCUGCAAAAUAGCAGAGCCGUAUUUGACGGAGAAGACGCUGAAGGCGGUGGAGGAUCUCUUGCCGGAGGUGGCCGCCGGCGAACUUUCGACGAUGUGCCCGUGGGCUGACCAGGUUCGGUUCCGGUAUCGCUGGGCUAGCCCUCUUCACUAUAUCAACACUCCUGAAGUAUGCAACUACAAGUAUUCAAGAGAUUGCCAUAAUUCAAAAGGGGAACAAGGAAUGUGCGUGGCAGGAGCAAUCAAUAAUUACACUAAUCAGCUCUAUAGCUAUGGAGACCCAUCGAAUCAGUAUAAUUUAACUGAAAGUCUAAUGUUCCUGGCACAUUUCGUGGGGGAUAUCCACCAACCUCUGCAUGUGGGAUUUGAAGAUGAUGAAGGUGGAAACACCAUUGUAGUCCACUGGUACAGAAGGAAGACUAACCUUCAUCAUGUAUGGGAUUCCAGCAUGAUACAAACAGCAAUGCGUGACUAUUACAACAAUGAUCUUGAUACCAUGGUUGAGGGAAUUAAGUUAAACAUAACUAGUGGUUGGCCAGAUGACGUUGAGACUUGGCAAAGCUGCGGCAAUAAAAGAGCAACUUGCGCAAAUGAUUAUGCAGAAGAAAGUAUACAGCUAGCUUGUGAUUAUGCAUAUAAGGAUGCUGAACAAGGUUCAACAUUAGGAGAUGACUAUUUCUUCACCCGGUUACCAAUAGUGAAAAAGAGAAUCGCACAGGCAGGUCUACGAUUGGCUUCAAUACUUAAUCGAAUUUUCGACAGUGGGAACAACAAAGAAAUCCAGAGUUACUAAGAAGAGUAGAUGGCUGAUAAAACUCAAUAGAGCUAUCUAUAAAAUGACAUGAUUUUCAUUCAAUAAAAGGCAAUUAUAAGUUGCUUUUGUUGUAUUAUUACUAAUGUAGAAAUAAAUGUUUUGUUUGUUUAGAACUUGCAUUGAGUGUGGUGUAGAUUAUGCUUAUUGGAUGAAGGGGCCAUUUGUUUGGCUCAAAAAGGAAUACAAAGUAAUUAAUUUCAGUAUUGUU
Messenger RNA from Phalaenopsis equestris, 1238 nucleotides. RefSeq names its product endonuclease 2-like. Gene Ontology annotation, molecular function: endonuclease activity; nucleic acid binding. The coding region runs from base 116 to 1009 and encodes 297 amino acids. Lineage: Eukaryota; Viridiplantae; Streptophyta; Magnoliopsida; Asparagales; Orchidaceae. The record is from RefSeq and is a predicted model, not a curated record. Gene Ontology annotation, biological process: DNA catabolic process. The transcript has 8 exons.